UCCCACCAACAGUAUGCAAUGGAUGAUCAGUAGAGCAAUAAAUGAGUGGAAUUACUUCCAUAAGGCAGAAUGAAUAAGUCAGAAAUGAAAGGCAGCUUUGGAAAAAGAUUCAGGAACAGCGAAUUGAAAAGGUAGGGAGAAGCAUCGAGGAAUCAAGUAGCAAUUAGAUUUUUGUAGGUAGAUAGUGCUUCCCUCCUUUAAUUGUGGUAAUAGGCUGCAGCUCCUGUUAGCUUCUGAAAUAAAUGGGGAAAUCCAUGAUGAACCUGAACCCACGUCUUCAGGAGAAGGAAGAAGAGUCGGAUGAAGGUGCCAGGCAAAAGAAGGGCCCACACUGCGGAAGGGUAUCAUAUCAGGUCUGAGCACCUGGUAAGGGAUGGAGCGCUUUGUCCGCCUUCCCUGUGGCUUAUACCAGGGUUAUGGAAACACACUGCCUCUCAGCCAGCCUGGACUUGCAGGGCACAAACAGUCGGACUGGAGACAAAACAUAGGCCACCCAACUUUCCUGGCCAGGCCAGGUCUGCUGAUGCCAGCAAAUGCCUCUGACUACUACUAUAUGGACCCUUACAAAAAGGCUCAGCUCAAGGCUGUUCUCUCACAGAUGAACUCCAACCCUGGUCUACGGCUCAGCAAGGCCAACACCAAGGAGAUAGGCAUACAGGUGAGCCUGCGGGUGGACAAGUCUGUGCAGUGCUCACUGGGGCCUCGAACCCUGCGCAGCUGCUCUCCUUGGGACAGAAUUGGUCACAAAGAACCCGGGACAGGCUGGGGAGCCUAUUCACAAGUGACCCAUCAAAGGAACUUGAUACGGCUGCGCAAUAGGGAAGAUGGGAAAAACAAGAAGCUUUCAGGCCUGGAGGAGGCCAGCCAGCAGCCAACACCAACGUUGAAGCCAGAGGCUGAGGAUUACAGGCAGGAGGAACUCCAACAGCUCAAGGAGCUGGAAGAUGCUGCGGGUUCUGAGGAAAUGACAUGCAAGCAGGAACACGGAGACACAGACACAGAUCUGCCCCAGAAAUCCAACUUCCAGUUUUUAGAAGCAAAAUAUGGCUAUUUUCACUGUAAAGACUGUAAUACUAGAUGGGAGAGCGCUUAUGUGUGGUGCAUUUCUGGAACUAAUAAGGUUUAUUUCAAACAACUCUGCUGCAAAUGCCAAAACAGCUUUAACCCUUACCGAGUGGAAGCAAUCCAGUGUCAGACCUGCUCAAAGUCUCGCUGUUCCUGUACUCAAAAGAAAAGACAUAUUGAUCUAAGGAAGCCACAUCGACAGGAACUGUGUGGUCGCUGCAAAGACAAGAAAUUCUCCUGUGGCAAUAUUUACAGCUUUAAAUACAUCAUAUAGCAGUCACUGUGGCUUGUGGAAUCUUACAAUUUACUGUGCUGUCUUCCUUUUUUUGACUUC
Molecule: messenger RNA, 1399 nt
Organism: Perognathus longimembris pacificus (Pacific pocket mouse)
Lineage: Eukaryota; Metazoa; Chordata; Mammalia; Rodentia; Heteromyidae
Gene: Zar1l
Product: zygote arrest 1 like
Exons: 4
Coding region: 374-1339 (321 amino acids)
Biological process (GO): translation
Cellular component (GO): cytoplasm
Molecular function (GO): mRNA base-pairing post-transcriptional repressor activity
Source: RefSeq, a predicted model, not a curated record